Gadus macrocephalus (Pacific cod) is the source of this 4069-nucleotide messenger RNA. RefSeq names its product calcium channel, voltage-dependent, beta 4a subunit (gene cacnb4a). Gene Ontology annotation, biological process: chemical synaptic transmission; regulation of voltage-gated calcium channel activity; calcium ion transmembrane transport. Gene Ontology annotation, molecular function: high voltage-gated calcium channel activity; protein binding. The record is from RefSeq and is a predicted model, not a curated record. Gene Ontology annotation, cellular component: voltage-gated calcium channel complex. NCBI's taxonomy places the organism in Eukaryota, Metazoa, Chordata, Actinopteri, Gadiformes, Gadidae.
AUGGUUUGGUGCUGCAUGCCACGGCGUAUGAAAAGCCGAGCAAAUGCCAAGAAAGGUCCAACCCAAAACGACUGGGUCGUGCUGGCGCAGUGAGGGGAAACAGCGUCCAUCAAUACAGCCGAGCGGGAGUGAGCUUGGAGCGCGUGCACGACAUCUGUGUGGUGCUCGCGGCGGGUGACCUGCACGUCAUCACAAACCGUACAGUCAGCGCUGCGCUCGUCAGUAGAAGUGAAGCUGCUGCCGCUGUCCCGUUUCAAAUCAUAACGCAACAACCCAGUCCUCUCUAGAGCGACCGGAGAGAGAACUCCCAGCCACGGCCACGGUGUAUAUCUCUGCAGAGGACAAGUGAAGCAUCCCCCGCUGCCAAGCUGGAGCAAGCAGUCCACUGUCCGCCGCAGGGGCAGCAGCAGCAGUUCCAGUGGACCGGGACGGAGCGGCAGCCGCCCCCUUGGACCGAUGAAUUGGCCGAGAUGUCCCGGCACAUCUACACCCGUCAGGGCAUCGCCGAGGGGCCCCAGAAACCCGUCUUCCAGGCGAACAGGGGGACCUACUCCAGACGGAGCCGUCUGAAGAGGUCAGACGGCAGCACCACCUCCACCAGUUUCAUCCUCAGACAGGGCUCUGCCGAUUCCUACACAAGCCGACCGUCGGACUCGGAUGCGUCCCUGGAGGAGGAGAAGGAGGGCGGUCGGCAGGAGAGGGAGCAGCAGGCCACCGUCCAGCUCGAGAGGGCCAAGACCAAAGCGGUGGCCUUCGCCGUGAAGACCAACGUCAGCUACUGCGGCGCCCUGGACGAGGACGUCCCCGUGGCGGGAACAGCCAUCUCCUUUGAUGCAAAGGACUUCCUGCACAUCAAAGAGAAGUACAACGACUGGUGGAUUGGCCGGCUGGUGAAGGAGGGCUGUGACGUGGGCUAUCCCAGCCCGCUGAAGCUGGAGAACAUCCGCAUUCAGCAGGAGCAGAAGAGAGGGCGUGCCUAUGGCAGUAAGUCCGGUGGGAAUUCCUCUUCCAGUCUUGGAGAUAUGGUCUCAGGCACGUAACCAAACCCCAACACCACAGGGAAGCAGAAGCAGAAAGUGACUGAGCACGUUCCCCCCUACGAUGUGGUGCCAUCCAUGAGGCCAGUGGUCCUGGUGGGUCCCUCUCUGAAAGGCUAUGAGGUGACGGAUAUGAUGCAGAAGGCGCUGUUUGACUUCUUGAAGCACAGGUUUGAUGGGAGGAUAUCCAUCACCAGGGUAACGGCUGACAUAUCCCUGGCCAAGAGGUCUGUGUUGAAUAACCCCAGUAAGAGGGCCAUCAUAGAAAGAUCCAACAAUCGCUCCAACCUAGCGGAGGUCCAGAGUGAAAUUGAGCGGAUAUUUGAGCGCCGGUCUCUACAGCUUGUGGUGUUGGACGCUGACACCAUCAACCACCCCACGCAGCUCCUCAAGACAUCGCUAGCACCCAUCAUCGUCCAUGUUAAAGUCUCCUCACCCAAGGUUCUCCAGCGGCUCAUCAAAUCCAGGGGGAAAUCCCAAAGCAAACAUCUGAAUGUGCAGCUGGUGGCCGCGGACAAGCUAGCUCAGUGCCCUCCGGAGAUGUUUGACAUCAUUCUGGACGAGAACCAGCUGGAGGACGCGUGUGAGCACCUGGCGGAAUACCUGGAGGCCUACUGGCGCGCCACGCACACCUCCCUGAGCACACCGCUCAACCCCCUACGCCGCAACCUGGGCUCCACCGCCCUUUCGCCCUACCCCGCGGCCGUGCAGGGGCAGAGGAACCGCAACAGCAACCACGCGGCGGGCGACACCUCCCCGGUGGAGCGCCGCAGCCUGAUGCCGGCGGACGAGAAUUACCACAACGAACGCAUGCGGAAGAACCGCAACCGCCUCUCCUCGGGGUCGCAGCACAGCCGCGAGCACUGCCCCCUGGUGGAGGAGGACUUCCAGGACCCUUACCAGGACUCGUACAAGCCCCACAGAAACCGCGGCUCCCAAGGAGACUUCAACCAGGACUCAAGGCACAGGCUCUGAGCCGGCUGUCCCGACUUGACCCUGCCGCCCCCCCCCCCACCCCCCCCCCCCCCGACUGGUUCUGGUUUUAGAAGGACUGCCAUGAUCUUUGUCUUUAUUUUCGUGCAGAGUAGUUUAUGGCUUUCCUUUGGCCACACUUCCUCCCAACUGGAGGAAGGCGCAUUGGAAAACCAAUCGAUUUUCAGGUCACAGAUUCCUUUCUUGACUGUAUGUCAACAAAGGGAGUGUUAUGAGCCUGAAAGUACUGAAGGCGCGCAGGGUAUGUUGGCAGGUUUCCUCGGGACCACUUUUGAAUACGUCAACAUGAAGUGUAUUGUCACCAAAACUAACAUGCACUAGCUAGUUCGUGUCUGACCUAGUUAGCCCUUGCAGACCUUAAUUGCUGUAUUCUGAGCUGUUCCUGUAGCAUGCAGGUGGGACGGUCGCAGGUACUGUCCAGUGCCUGAGACCGGGUGACAGGUACCGUCAGUGUCUGAGACUGGGUCACAGGUACUGGCCAGUGUCAGAGCAGCAUCAAGCAUCCGGUGGUGAUUAUCGCCACAAAGAAAAAAAGUAAAACCGAUUUGCACGUUUCUGGUAGAAAGCAGAGUGCAAUGCAUUGUCAAUGAUUAAGCUCCUUCUUUCGUUUGCUGUUGUCUUGGAUGUGGGUGUAUUCGAUCCUGUGAAAGCCUUUAUGAAAGAAAAAACUAGAAGGCAAACUGUUUCACAAGUCUUACUUCAAAGUGAUAUGAUUUUCGUUUUGCAGAUGUUCGGCCUGGCUGUCAGGGCUGGGGUUUGGGGGAGGGGUCUGCGGGCGGGGUCUAGCUGCCUUUAGAGCUAUGCUUUCUCAGAUGGAUUACUCAGUGCCAUUUUGAACCAUUAGCCAGGUCAGGAUAGAACUGCCACAAAAUGCAAAAUGGAGGAUCUCAUCCUCCAUGACAGAAAAGUAAAUCAGAUUCAAAACACGUGGAUAAUGAAUGAAGACGAUGUAGCAUGCAUACUAAAUCUUACCUAGGGGGAUAUGGAUGCUGCCAUGGCAUUACUUGAAAUGCUAAAGCUUCAUGGCCUUAAGUGGAAAUAGUUUGACAUUUAGUUCUGAAAAUACGGUCUGGUUUGGUGGUGUUGUUUUUUUUUACAUUAGUCCCUACUGGAUUGUGACCAAAGUGGUCAAUGUAGGGCCCGGGUAUCUUCUAGAAGGGUGGAGCCACCAUGUGUCUCUGCAUAGGCCAUGCAUUGGAUAGUACGGCUAUCUGUGAUGUGGCCUUGUGUUUUAGCAUGUGACUGGUAUCUGUAUUUAGAUUAGAGUCAACAUACAAGCACCGGAUACAACUACAAGUUCCUUCCAUGCUGGAUGUGUUUGGUAUCAAGAUUUGCUAUAUGAAACACAUUCAAUCACGUUCAACGCAUCAAUCUCCUAAACAUAGAUUUGUCUUCCAAUGGCUGCUCACAAAAAUUAAUUCUUCAGUAUCAUACUUUAUGAUUAGGUCCCUUUGUUUGUAUAUAUCUUUAGGUAGCUAUGUAACAUUUUUGCCUCUUUCAUAUCUUUACAAAUGAUCAUUUCAAAUCAUGUUUCUUUUUUGUAUGUGCAAACAGAGACGGAUAAUACUACAUGAAUAGCCGUGAUAAAGUACGAAGGCCCUGUGUGAACACUGCAUCUCACCCCCCACCACCCCCUUUGUAUUCUGAAUUUGAAUGGCUGCAACCAUGGAAAUCCAAUCAGUCCCCUGCAUUUUGAAUCAGGUGAUUUAAUGUAAAUGUUCUCAACUGAUUAAAUAGUGUUAGCCUUGAAUGAAAUAUCUUAUAUCUUGUCAUCUUAUAAUUGUUGGAGGUCUCCUCUUUUUUUUUUUAAAGAAUGGGUCUCUCUUGUGCCAGUGGUUGAAAAACGACUCAACCGAUUUUGAGACUGAAGUUCAGAUUUCUCCUGCAUAACGUAGCUACUGUUGUUGUUUCAAGCAGAAAAUGAUUCGUAAAUAUUUGAAUACUGCCUGUGAGGGACUGUUGCGAUGAUAAGAAGCGUUUUUUUUUCCUGUUGUCAUUUUACAGUUGUAAUGAAUAAACUGCCCUGAUCUGCAAUUUAA